GUCGCGUAAAAGCGCUUGACGUCAGCAUAACAACAACCUGUCAUGACAGCUCGUAUGGGGAAAAAAAUAAUCGAUUAAGAUUUGAUAUCACAUUAUAGAAAUUCAGUUUCACCUUGAUGUAAGAUUCCCAAUAAAAGUGUGUGCGAUCCAGGACGGACAGGACAUUCUGAAACCUGUCAAUUAGCCAGCCGAGACGGGGAACAGGAUAGGGAAGCAGGGCGAGGCGGGCCCCGCGGAGCCGGUGGAGAAGAUGGCCGGCAGCCCGGAGAAGAGUUCCACCGCACAGGAGCUGAAGGAGCAGGGGAACCGGCUGUUCCUCUGCCGCAAGUACCAGGAGGCUGCUACCUGCUACAGCAAAGCCAUUAACCGUAAUCCAUCGGUGGCAGUAUACUACACCAACAGGGCUCUCUGCCAUGUGAAGCUGCAGCAGCAUGACAAGGCUCUGGCAGAUUGUAAGCAUGCACUGGAGCUGGACAGUCAGUCAGUUAAGGCCCACUUCUUCUUGGGCCAGUGUCACCUGGAGCUGGAGAACUACGACGAGGCCAUCGGCAACCUGCAGAAAGCUUAUAACCUGGCAAAAGAACAGAGGCUGAAUUUCGGAGAUGACAUCCCCAGCGCUUUGCGCAUUGCCAAGAAAAAACGUUGGAACAGCAUUGAGGAGAAGCGCAUCAACCAGGAAAACGAGUUACAUGCCUAUCUGACCAAACUCAUACUGGCUGAGAAGGAAAGAGAACUAGAAGAAUACAAAGAAAAACAGGAUGACAAUCAAAAUGGAGGCGACGCUGCCAAGAUUGCAUCAAAACAUGACAAGUAUCUAAUGGACAUGGAUGAGCUCUUCUCUCAAGUGGACGAGAAGAGAAAAAAACGGGAAAUCCCAGAUUACCUUUGUGGGAAGAUCAGUUUUGAGCUGAUGAGGGAGCCUUGCAUCACACCCAGUGGAAUCACUUAUGACCGCAAGGACAUUGAAGAACACCUACAGCGAGUAGGUCAUUUCGACCCGGUCACCAGGAGUCCCCUGACCCAGGACCAGCUGAUCCCGAACCUGGCUAUGAAGGAAGUGAUCGAUGCCUUUAUCCAGGAGAACGGCUGGGUGGAGGACUACUGAAGAGACGCCUCCCAUUUCUCCUUCAUACCCUCAACACAAAGGACAAUACAAGACUAUCGAGAACAGAUCACCCCUUGCCUGGAUAAGUACUUUACACAAGCGGGAAAAGCCACACUAUGGACUGCCGAACGGGAGCCACGUAUCUCGGUCUGCCUCCUCCCCACAUCUUAUCUUCGCUGUAAAACUUCCCGCUCCAACUUUUACCGAGGCUCGGUGUUCAUGGCCUGCUGCUCCCUUUAAAACUUUUCCCCCUGCUCUUUCUAGACCUUCUCUCUUUCCUCCUCUCUAUCAUGCUGUUCUCUGCUCUUUCAAACCUCGACUCCUUUCUGUACUCAAACAGGGGCCACGUUCUCAGGUCUCUCUUGCUCCCUCUCACUUUAUCUCUGUCUCUCUUUCUCUGAGUGCCACAGUUCUUGGAAAGCAUCAGCAUUGCACUCCAGUGUUUCACAUUUACCACCAAUAUACACACAAAAAAAAAAAACAUCUGCAUUUUGGUGGCAGAAUCGAUUAAGACAUUGGCCUUUUGGUUGGCGUUUACUCCAGUAUUUUGUAGUCACUUUUUCAUUAUACGAUAGAGCAUUUGCCCACUUCUUAAUGUACUUUUGUUGAAGUGGUAACUAAAAUGCCAAAAACCUGUUCUGAACAAGGGUUGUUUGUAUGCAAGUUUUACAUGACGAUAGCUGAAAAGGGAACCGAGUCCCUUUUCUAUCCUCUGGUGGCGCUUCAUACAUACCCACAUGCGUCACCGUAAGAUUUUAAGUAGAUUGUUAGGUUUUCUCUGCAUAUCAAUCACAACCCAUUACAGACAAUUGAGAUAAGCUGAAUGUAUGCAUUCUUUAUAGGUGUAAAAUCAACCUGCAGUAAUUCAUGAUGUUGUCUCACAGGACAUUGUGAGGUGAAAAGCCUUGAACUGGAGACAGAAAAUAAAUGGCAAUGGAUGCUGCAUACAAAAAAGGUUUUCACAUAGCUGGAUAUGAAUUCUAAAUAUAUAGGAUUUGAGAUCUGAGAGACUGUUUGGGUUGUUGCUGCCCGGAAGAACGGUCAGUGUAGAAGCAACGAUGCGCUCAGACGUUUUGUUUGGCUCGUGCUGUUGGAGUGAAAUGGCCGUGGACUCUCGCAUCAAAGCAUGAAGUGAACUUUCUUCUCCUUAGCAAAAAAAAAAAAGCAUCAAGAUGGUUGUAAUUUUUUUCCUCACCAUUUUUGCUGUUCAUUUUUAUGCACCUUCUCCUCACACUGUCACAGUUAUGAAGAAAAAUGGUUGCACCAAUCAUCAGAGUGAAACUAACUUUAGGUUGUUUCCCGUUACGUGGAUUUUGAGGUUCACUCGCAUCACUGCCCCGACCUCCUUCAUAGAAAUGCUGGAAGAGCUACGACCAUCUUAUCUCAUCCGUACCUCAGUCCCCAGUUUAUUGCGUGCUGGUUCUCUGGCAUUCUCUGUAAAACACGUUCAUUUCAGUGCUAUUAGUUUACAGGUUUUUUCAGCUGAAUGUGUCUGUGGUGAAUUAGGCCUGUCGGUGGUUCGUGUUGCGGUGCAGGCAGUGUACAUAAUUUGCUGGUGUAUGUCAGAUUUUAUUUCUUGACAAAAUAGGGUUCUUUUUUCUUGAGAAAUCCUAGUGCUUGAGAAACUGUAUUAAAUGUAGAUAUGUUGAUAAAAUAAAUGCCUGAUUCAGUUUUCAUUUGUCCCCAUUAAACCAUGAACUUUGA
Molecule: messenger RNA, 2809 nt
Organism: Amphiprion ocellaris (clown anemonefish)
Lineage: Eukaryota; Metazoa; Chordata; Actinopteri; Pomacentridae
Gene: stub1
Product: STIP1 homology and U-Box containing protein 1
Exons: 8
Coding region: 251-1105 (284 amino acids)
Biological process (GO): proteasome-mediated ubiquitin-dependent protein catabolic process; positive regulation of proteolysis; protein polyubiquitination
Cellular component (GO): Z disc; cytoplasm
Molecular function (GO): ubiquitin protein ligase activity; protein-folding chaperone binding
Source: RefSeq, a predicted model, not a curated record